Messenger RNA from Cucurbitaria berberidis CBS 394.84, 2292 nucleotides. RefSeq lists its product as uncharacterized. The record is from RefSeq and is a predicted model, not a curated record. The coding region runs from base 1 to 2292 and encodes 763 amino acids. Lineage: Eukaryota; Fungi; Ascomycota; Dothideomycetes; Pleosporales; Cucurbitariaceae. The transcript has a single exon.
AUGUCGUCGGCGGUCUCAUCCUCCACGAACCCUAUCAACUCGGCCGCGCGACGCUAUGAAAUCCCUCUGGAUGAAUCAGAUCCUUUUGAUCACAUUAACGAAAAUAACCUUUUCCAUUCAGAAGCAGGAAGAACCCUUACUCGGCACUGCACGUCGCUCCAAGAACACGCCGAUCUAGAGCAUACUCCUUUGACGCCUCGGCACGAAAGCAGGCGAAUGGAAUUUAGCUGGGGCUCUGACUUGCCAUUUGAAGAACAGAGGAGGAACAGUCGAAAUCCGCUGCCACCAGAGCAACUUGGACGGAAGACUCCGCCCUCUCUUGAAGAGAUUAUGCGCAAACCGACAAACAAUGAUAUCGAUAGCGUUCAUAAUAUAGGGCUUCAACAUACCGAUAGCGCCGAGUCCCAGCCUUCUUCUGCACACCUUUCUCGGUCCUCUUCUAGCCUGAGUGAUGCAUUGACUCGUACCGAAACCCGAAGAUCCUCAAUUGCCGCCUUUGCGAAGGGUCUCGCAAGACACAUCCCCGAUAUGAGGAUGUUUGCUCCACCAACUGAGAAAGCCGCCGACAGCCUCGAAGGCCAAAAACGGCGAGACUCACAGGACGCAGUAUCCAUUAAAGGCAAAAGGGAUAGGAAGCCAUCCUUCAUUUUGCUUUCGGCAAUGAAAUCCAAAGGUUCGUAUGAAAAUGCGCCAAACCCGCGUCCUGUCAUCGGAGAAACAUCGAGACAACCUAAUACGAGGCCAUCUACCACGCAAGCCCAUGCGAAAGGCUCACUUAGGGACCGAAGGAAGGUGAAGCUUGACCUGUCGUUGCCUACCGAGAUCCCUGAUCUUCCUGGUCGGACUCGCCCACCCGCUGGUGCAUUGAGCAGCCUCACUCCGGCUCGUCCUCGAAGCCCCCAAACGCCAUGGACCCGUAAGGAGCCACCCGUAUGGGAGCUUAGCAAGUUCCCAAGGUCCGCUCCUAUCGUAGAAGAAGUCUAUAUCCGAGACGGCAUCAUGGGCGGAGAGAACCACGGCGGUCUGGGCCUUCUGCCUGGUCAUGAUCCUAUAUUCUCCCAAUCUCCUGUAUUCGAACGCUCGCCUCCCAAGGUCCACGAUCAGUGCUAUAUCUCUUGUUCCCGCGUGAAACGCGGCCGAAGUGAUCGAAGCGGUACAAGUGAGUCUACAGUUACUCGGACAUCGGAUGGUAGUAGGACACCAAGCGAUGCGAAGAUGUUGCAAGAACAGCAAGCCCACAUAAACGAAGAGCUCCAUAAGCUAAGCCAGACCACCAAAGCCUCGCGCUCACGACGGUGGCCAUGGAGAGCAUCUAGUGAUGAUACCCCUCCAUCUCCGGAACAUACUAACAACUGGUACUCCCUGCAUGCAUUCAAGCGCUCUGCUGGCAGCCCAAAGGAAGCAAACGAUACAAAUGUCAAAAAGCAGGCCACAACCUCAUCGCGUCCUUGGCGCAGCAAACCAACUCAACUUUCACAACCCAACCUCUCCUCCUCUCUAGCUCAUAUGACUCUUCCCCCAACUUUCGUCCCUCCGGGCGUGAACCGCGUCCCCACGCCCCCAAUAUUCGAUGCGCAUGGAGAAGUCAAAGGAAAGCUAGCAAGCUUCUUCUUCGAUGUGCAUAGUGGCCCAACAGGCGCUCCGCGCCGCAAACCGAACAGCUCCUCCGGCGGAUACUGGGACUCGGACGCGCUGUUGAUGAGUUUGAAUACUGGUAUCGAUGCGAAUGACGAGGACUCGGAAGAGGGUCCCGAGGGCCAACCGUCGUAUCCACACACACCGGUGGAUUUCGAGACGAGUAGUACGCCGCGACUUAUGGCGACACCUGGUGGGUACCGUGGUGCAGAGGUGCCGAGUCCAGGGAUGGGAAUGCCGAGCCCAGUUCUUGAGCAGGACGCUCGGUUGGGCGUACAGCAUGGCGAGACGACUGAUGAGCGUGCCUUCAAUCUUCUAGCGCGGAAAGAGGAAGAGGACCGGCGCAAAUUUGAGUGGCUUGUCCCUGAGCAUUUGCCGAACAGUCCACUCUGCCCACUACAUCCGAUAUACAGAGGGCCAUGUGAGGGUUUCUGUUACUGGCAUGGGCAGAAGAAGUCCGGAGAAAGAAGUUUGAGUAGGGAGGAGGAGGGUUCGGGUAACGAGUGGACUGAGGAUAGACAGCGGAGUGAGGAUUACUUUGAGAAAAUGGCGAAGCAGAGAGUGGACAAGGCGAACAGGGAUUGGCAGACUGGGAUGUUUGAUACGGCGGUGCAGGGAGUGAAAAAGAGGCGAUUGGACAGUCUGUCUAGCCCGUGA